UGUGUGUGUGUAUGUAUGUAUGUAUGUAUGUAUGUAUAUAUUGCAUGUGAAAUUAGAAAGUCUCGCUCUGAAGAUCUCCUUUAGCGUUUGUUUCCGGGAAGAAGCAGACAGGAGGAAGUAUGGAGAUACCGGACGUGUCAGAUAAACUUCUCUGCUGCAAACAAUAAAACAACUGAACACAGAAGACGACGAUAAAGCAAGAAUGUUUGCUCUUUUCUCUCUAAUCUGUCUGCUUGUGAUCCCAGGAAUGUGUAGCCAAAACUGGACAGUGAAGUAUUCAGACAGAGUAAAAUGUGUCUUAAAGGGCUCAACCAUAUUUCUGUUAAGCAAUUUCACAUAUCCUGAUGGUCUCAAUUCAACAAAGAUAUUUUGGACCAUAGAUCCAGUAAAAGAUGAGGAUCUGUCUGAAGUACCAGAAUAUAAAGGCAGAGUUAAAUACAUUCUGGGUAAGAAACAAAAAUUCAUUCUCAAACUGAGUAAGGUAAGAUAUGAGGAUGAACAUAUGUACUGCAUCAAAAUCGUGACAAAUGUAAAAAAACAACAAUAUUUGGGUCAUCCUGGAGUUCAGCUGAAAGUGACAGGGCUCAGGGUUAAGAUUCACAAUGAGGGAAAUUCUGCAGUUUUAUUUUGUAAAACCACAUGCAACCUUACAAGCAGCACAAACUUUAUCUGGUACAAAAACAAAAGUCCUUUAUCAGAAUCAUUCAGUAAUAAACUGAUACUGCAGUCUGUGAGCAGAGAUGAUGCAGGAAACUACAGCUGUGCUGUGAGAGGAAAACGUCUGAAAUCUCCAGCUGUCACACUGAUGAUUCUUAAAGAGAGCCUGGCUGUGAGUAAGGUUACAUUGGGAGUGACACUGGCUGUUGUCAUCACAUCUGUAUCUGUGAACAUUUUGGUUAUCUUGGUACUUGUAGGGAUCUGUAUCAGAAGGAAAAGAGUGACAUCAGAUGUUCAAAAUAACACAAAUCUACAGCACCAUAAAACGAUGGAGUCUUCUGAAAAGCCUUACAUGACCCUUGACCCCAAGACCACGAGUGCUGUUUAUGAUACACUGGAUAAUGCAAGUGAACCCACUGAUAACAGACAAUCUUGAAAGCACACAGUUCUGCCAUCAAAACAGCUGGAGAGGACCGAAAAUAUAAUGACAUUAAACACUAGGGAUGCACCGAAAUGAAAAUUCUUGGCCGAAACCGAAAACCGAAAAUGAGGAAACCAAGGCCGAAAAACCGAAACCGAAACACCGAAAUAAAUUAUUAUGCCAAUUAUUAGUACAAAUGCAUUUAUGGCUAUCACUGUGUACUACCUUUACUAGGGGUGUGUGACAGAUCACAAAACUCACGGUUCAGAUCACAUUACAGUUU
Messenger RNA from Paramisgurnus dabryanus, 1361 nucleotides. RefSeq lists its product as uncharacterized. The record is from RefSeq and is a predicted model, not a curated record. NCBI's taxonomy places the organism in Eukaryota, Metazoa, Chordata, Actinopteri, Cypriniformes, Cobitidae.